UUCAACAGCAAUAACAUACGUUGUAUCCCCAAACAAAUUAGACAGAUGAGAUCCUCAACUAUUAAUGAAAGAGUAUGCCCUCUAGUUUAUUGCCUUUUCUUGUAUGUUCACCUACUUUCAUCACAAAACUACUUUCCACAUUUUGCUUCCGCUAGUUCAACUACCGAAGCAAACGCUCUUCUCGAAUGGAAAGCCAGCUUUCUAAAUCAAAACUCCCACAAUAACCAGCUCAAGGAUUGGAUUUACCUUCCCAAGACUAAUACCAAUGACACCAGUUCUUCCAGAAACCCCAAAGCAAAGGAGGCAAACCCAUGUAUUUGGGCUGGUAUUUCAUGCAAUGCUGCUGGAAGUGUCACCAACAUAACCAUUGCCAGUUUCGGUAUACAAGGUACGCUACAUGAAUUCUCAUUCUUGUCCUUCCCCAAUCUCGAAUAUCUUGAUAUCAGCGUCAAUAAUCUAUUUGAUGUCAUCCCACCUCAAAUCAGUUCCCUCUCAAAACUCCUUCAUCUUGACCUCUCUAAUAACCAGUUCUCCGGGAGAAUUCCACCAGAAAUUGGUCUUCAGAGAAAUCUUACAAUUCUCUAUCUCCACAAGAAUAAUAUUUCUGAUGUUAUUCCUCCUUCGUUAGGGAACCUGAAAUCGCUUGUGAAUCUAUCAAUGAGUUAUAAUCUACUCAAUGGUUCAAUUCCAGCGUCACUUGGGGAUCUCAUAAACAUUAACAGCCUCCACCUCAGCCAAAAUAACCUCCAUGGCAACAUUCCAAAAGAGUUAGGGAACUUGAAAUCUUUGGUGUAUCUAGCAUUAGACUACAAUCAACUCAGUGGUUCAAUUCCGACAACAUUGGGUGAUCUGACCAACCUUGACAGUCUUUAUCUAGAUUCAAAUAAUCUCUCAGGCACCAUUUCAAAAGAGUUAGGGAAUCUGAAAUAUUUGGUGAAUCUAGAUUUGAGCACCAAUCAACUCAGUGGUUCAAUUCCAAAGACAUUGGGUAAUCUGACCAACCUUACCAGUCUUAAUCUCUAUUUUAAUAAUCUUUCUAGCACCAUUCCAAAAGAGUUAGGGAACUUGAAAUCUUUGGUGUAUCUAGCAUUAGACUACAAUCAACUCAAUGGUUCAAUUCCGACAACAUUGGGUGAUCUGACCAACCUUGCUAGUCUUUAUCUAGAUUCAAAUAAUCUCUCAGGCACCAUUCCAAAAGAGUUAGGGAACUUGAAAUCUUUGGUGAUUCUAUGGUUGAGCAUCAAUCAACUCAGUGGUUCAAUUCCGACAACAUUGGGUGAUCUGACCAACCUUACCACUCUUUAUCUCCAUUCAAAUAACCUCUCUAGCACCAUUCCAAAAGAGUUAGGGAACCUGAAAUCUUUGGUGGAUCUAGAAUUGAGCAACAAUCAUCUCAGUGGUUCAAUUCCGACAACAUUGGGUGAUCUGACCGACCUUACUGCUCUCUAUCUCGGUUCAAAUAAUCUCUCUGGCACCAUUCCAAAAGAGUUAGGGAACCUGAAAUCUUUGGUGGAUCUAGAAUUGAGCAUCAAUCAUCUCAGUGGUUCAAUCCCAACAACAUUGGGAGAUCUGACCAAUCUUACCGCUCUUUAUUGCCAUUCAAAUCACCUCUCUGGCACCAUUCCAAAAGAGUUAGGGAACCUGAAAUCUUUGGUGGGUCUAGAAUUGAGCUUCAAUCAUCUCAGUGGUUCAAUUCCGACAACAUUGGGUGAUCUGACCAACCUUACUGCUCUCCAUCUCGGUUCAAAUAAUCUCUCUGGUACCAUUCCAAAAGAGUUAGGGAACCUGAAAUCUUUGGUGGAUCUAGAAUUGAGCAUCAAUCACCUCAGUGGUUUAAUUCCGACAACAUUGGGUGAUCUGACCGACCUUACUGCUCUCUAUCUCGGUUCAAAUAAUCUCUCUGGCGCCAUUCCAACAGAGUUAGGGAAUCUGAAAUAUUUGGUGGGUCUAGAUUUGUGCUACAAUCAACUCAAUGGUUCAAUUGUGUCAACAUUGGGUGAUCUGACCAACCUUGCCACUCUUUAUCUUUAUUCAAAUAACCUAUCUGGCACCAUUCCAAAAGAGUUAGGGAACCUGAAAUCUUUGGCAGAUCUUAAAUUGAGCAUCAAUCAACUUACUGGUUCUAUACCAGCUGAGAUUGGAAACGCAACCCAAAUUCAUGUGCUGGAUCUUUCAUCGAAUGGUUUAGUCGGGACAAUUCCAAAGGAGUUAGGGGGAUUAACUUCACUGGUGAAACUGAUGUUGGAUGGCAAUCAACUUUCAGGUUGUGUCCCUUUAGAGUUGAAAUCAUUAAUUGAUCUAGAAUAUCUUGAUCUAUCAGCAAAUAAAUUGAAUGAUUCAAUUCCAAGCUUGGUAGGUGACUUUCAUAAGUUACAUUACUUGAAUUUGAGCAACAACAUGUUCAGUCAAGCAAUUCCAUUUCAGUUGGGGAAGUUAUUUCAACUAUCCCAACUAGAUUUGAGUUUUAACGCACUUGAAGGUCAUAUAGCAUCAGAUGUAAGCAAAAUGCAGAGUCUAGAGAUACUUAAUAUAUCCCACAACAAUCUUUCUGGUUUCAUUCCAACAAGUAUGGAAGACAUGCAUGGGCUGACGUAUGUUGACAUAUCCUACAAUCACUUGGAAGGUCCACUUCCCAACAUCAAAGCAUUUCUAGCUGCUCCUCCAGAAGCAUUGCAAGGCAACAAGGGCUUGUGUGGCAACUCAAGUUUUUUGCAACUUUGCAAUAAUGAAAGCCCAAAAAAAGACCAUAAACUCAUACUUCUGAUGAUCUUCCUUGUUCUUGGAGCAAUUGCACUUCUAGCCUUUCUAUUUGCUUUUGUAGCAAAAAGGAAAAAGAAGCAUCAGCAUCUAGAAGAAAAAAACAGGGAUGACGAAAUUUCUUUUUCGAUAUUGAAGUUUGAUGGGAAGACGAUGUAUGAGGAAAUCAUAAGGGCAACAAAAGAUUUUGAUUCUAUGUAUUGCAUAGGGAAGGGAGAACAUGGAACUGUCUACAAAGCAACUUUGUCAAAUGCUAACACAGUAGCUGUGAAGAAACUCCAUCUGUUAUGCGCUGAUGACAAGAAUCUUCAAAAAGAAUUCUUGAAUGAAAUCAGGGCACUAACUGAGAUGCGACACCGAAAUAUUGUGAAGCUUUAUGGUUUUUGUUCACAUAGGUGUCACUCAUUUUUGGUGUAUGAGUAUCUUGAGAAGGGUAGUUUGGCCAGAGUGUUGAGCAAGGUUCAGGAAGCUAAAGAACUAGGGUGGAGUGAAAGGGUGAAUAUCGUGAAAGGUGUAGUUCUUGCCUUGUGUUACAUGCAUCAUGAUUGCUUGCCACCAAUUGUACAUAGGGAUAUAUCGAGCAAGAACAUUUUACUGGAUGCAGAGUAUGAGGCUUGCGUUUCAGACUUUGGCACUGCUAAGUUCUUAAACCCAAACUCAGCUAAUUGGACUGCCCUUGUAGGCACAUAUGGAUAUGUUGCACCAGAGCUUGCUUAUACAAUGGAAGUGAAUGAGAAGUGUGACGUUUAUAGCUUUGGAGUGUUGACAUUGGAAAUAAUUAUGGGAAGACAUCCUGGAGAUCUUCUGUCAUCUUUAUCAUCGUCCUCAUCAACUGCAUUACCUGCCAUUGAAAUGCCAAUUGUGGAUGUUUUAGACCAACGCAUAUCACUUCCCACUCGUCAAGUUACAGGGGAAGUGCUCUCUAUUGUGAAGAUAGCAUUUUCAUGCAUGAAUUCCAGUCCUCAAUCUCGUCCAACAAUGAAACAAGUUUCUCAACAAUUGGAAACUCAAAGGCUACAUUUGUCAAGGCCACUACAUAUGAUAACAUGUGGUGAAUUGCUUGCUCUCAAGGGUUUGAAUAUUUGAGAAACUGAAAGUCAGAGAGUAUGCUUCUUCCUACGUAUAUAUUUUAGUCUCUGCUAUCUUAUUUCCAGAAUAAAGAUUGUCUUAGAUGUUUCAUUUUUGUAAUUUAUUACAAAUAGGGAACUGAAGCUUCCAGAAUCGACGAUUCUCGAGCCAAUCAUGUUGGAUAACAGCGGAAGCGUAAAUAUUGAAAACUAAUUUUGGAUAGG
This is a messenger RNA of Rosa rugosa (rugosa rose), 4049 nucleotides long. RefSeq names its product probable leucine-rich repeat receptor-like protein kinase At1g35710. Gene Ontology annotation, biological process: protein phosphorylation. The transcript is spliced from 2 exons. Bases 46 to 3843 code for a protein of 1265 amino acids. Lineage: Eukaryota; Viridiplantae; Streptophyta; Magnoliopsida; Rosales; Rosaceae. The record is from RefSeq and is a predicted model, not a curated record. Gene Ontology annotation, molecular function: ATP binding; protein kinase activity; protein binding.